Messenger RNA from Verruconis gallopava, 3217 nucleotides. RefSeq names its product ribonucleoside-diphosphate reductase large chain. Gene Ontology annotation, biological process: DNA replication; deoxyribonucleotide biosynthetic process. Gene Ontology annotation, molecular function: ribonucleoside-diphosphate reductase activity, thioredoxin disulfide as acceptor; ATP binding. Gene Ontology annotation, cellular component: ribonucleoside-diphosphate reductase complex. Lineage: Eukaryota; Fungi; Ascomycota; Dothideomycetes; Venturiales; Sympoventuriaceae. Bases 163 to 2892 code for a protein of 909 amino acids. The transcript is spliced from 4 exons. The record is from RefSeq and is a predicted model, not a curated record.
CUCUCUCCCAUCCAGCAACAAAGAUACCCUCUCAACAACACUUCUUCCUCCCCUGUACGAAACUCAGCAGUGCUUGAUAGCAAUUGCUCUUGCUGGAUCGGCAGAUCUUUCCUUGCGAAAUUGUACCGCAACUACCGCUGAUUCAGACUGCCACCGCUCACAAUGUUUGUCUACAAGCGUGAUGGGCGCAAAGAGCGCGUUCAGUUUGACAAGAUUACCGCUCGUGUUUCCAGGCUGUGUUACGGAUUGGAUCCAGAUCAUGUAGACCCAGCUGCAAUCACGCAGAAGGUCAUUUCUGGUGUGUACCAAGGUGUCACUACAAUUGAACUGGACAACCUCGCUGCCGAGACAGCGGCAUAUAUGACCGUCACACAUCCAGACUACGCUGUGCUCGCUGCACGUAUAGCCGUAUCGAACCUUCACAAGCAAACUAAAAAGCAAUUUUCGGCAGUCAUCGAUGAUCUCUACAACUAUGUCAACCCAAAAAACGGCAAGCACUGCCCUAUGAUCUCGAAGACUACGUAUGAUAUCAUCAUGAAGCACGCGGACGAGCUGAACUCGGCCAUCGUUUACGACCGUGACUUCAACUACCAGUAUUUUGGCUUCAAAACAUUGGAGAGGUCCUACCUUCUCCGAAUCAAUGGCAAGGUGGCAGAGAGACCACAGCACAUGAUUAUGCGUGUUGCGGUUGGCAUACACGGUGAAGACAUUGAGAGUGCCAUUGAGACUUACGACUACAUGUCGAAUAAGUACUUCACACACGCGUCUCCCACUCUGUUUAAUGCUGGCACGCCGUCGCCGCAGCUCUCCUCCUGCUUCCUCAUCGAUAUGAAGGAGGACAGCAUAGAGGGCAUCUACGACACGCUCAAGACCUGUGCUAUGAUUUCAAAGACUGCCGGUGGCAUCGGUCUGAACGUACACCGCAUUCGUGCGACUGGUUCGUACAUUGGUGGUACCAACGGCACAUCCAACGGUCUAAUUCCUAUGUUGCGUGUCUACGAUGCCACCGCUCGAUAUGUUGAUCAGGGUGGCAACAAGCGCCCCGGUGCUUUCGCCAUUUACCUUGAGCCAUGGCAUGCUGACAUUUUUGGCUGGCUUGACUUGCGCAAGAACCACGGUAAGGAAGAGAACCGUGCUCGUGAUCUCUUCUAUGCUUUGUGGACGCCUGAUCUGUUCAUGAAACGAGUUGAACAGAAUGGUAUGUGGACACUCUUCUGUCCCAAUGAAGCACCUGGCCUCGCCGAUGUCUACGGCGAAGAGUUUGAGGCCCUAUACGAGAAAUACGAGAAGGAGGGCCGUGGUCGUGAGACCAUCCGUGCUCAGAAGCUGUGGUAUGCCAUUCUUCAGGCACAGACCGAGACUGGCAAUCCCUUCAUGCUCUACAAGGACGCUUGCAACCGCAAGAGCAACCAGAAAAACCUGGGAACCAUCCGCAGCUCCAACCUUUGCACCGAGAUCAUUGAGUACACUGCCCCAGACGAGGUCGCGGUGUGUAACUUGGCCUCUCUGGCUCUGCCAACCUUUGUCGAUGUCAUGCGUGGCGAAUACGACUUCAAGAAGCUGCAUGAGGUCACCCGCCAUGUCGUUCGCAACUUGAACAAGAUCAUCGACAUUAACCACUACCCUGUACCAGAGGCACGUAACAGUAACAUGAGACACCGUCCUAUCGGUGUCGGUGUGCAGGGUCUUGCCGAUGCUUUCCUCGCUCUGCGGCUGCCAUUCGACUCUCCAGAGGCUCGUAUGCUGAACAUCCAAAUCUUUGAAACCAUAUACCACGCCGCUCUGACAGCUUCGUGUGAGCUUGCCAAAGAGCAAGGUCCCUAUUCGAGUUAUGAGGGCUCGCCCGUGUCCCAGGGGAUUUUGCAGUAUGACAUGUGGAACGUGACUCCAACUGAUCUCUGGGACUGGGACAGCCUCAAAGCUGAGAUCAAAAAGCAUGGUGUCCGCAACUCCUUACUCGUGGCGCCCAUGCCAACCGCUUCAACUUCUCAGAUCCUGGGUAACAACGAGUGCUUCGAGCCAUAUACCUCAAACAUCUACUCACGUCGCGUGCUCGCCGGCGAGUUCCAGGUCGUCAAUCCUUGGUUGCUCAAAGAUCUCGUUGACAUGGGUUUGUGGUCUGACAAUAUGAAGAACCGCAUCAUUGCGGAGGGUGGUUCGAUUCAGCGCAUUCCAAACAUUCCAGAUGAUAUUAAAGCAUUGUACAAGACGGUCUGGGAAAUAAGCCAACGCCAUGUCAUCCAGAUGGCCGCCGAUCGUGGCGCGUUCAUUGACCAAUCCCAGUCUCUCAACAUCCACAUGAAGGAACCAACGAUGGGCAAGAUCACCUCCAUGCAUUUCGCUGGCUGGAAGCUCGGUCUCAAGACUGGCAUGUACUAUCUGCGUACACAGGCUGCCUCUGCUCCCAUCCAGUUCACCGUCGACCAAGAAGCACUCAAAGUUGCCGACACCAACGUCGCUCGGACCGCGGGCAUGAAGAAGCGCCCCUCGGGCAGCUAUCAAAGCGCUGCCUAUUCUGCCGUCCCACGACCUAUGUUUCAAUCAAAGUCGCCCAACGGCGCCAGCGGAGUAUCCUCGCCUCCACGUAGUCUGACCCCGCCGCCAAAGGAGGUGUCUGCCCCGGUAGCCAAAACGGCCACCCCUCGCAAGGAGGCAAUCCCCAUGCCAGCUUUCAAGGCCGACGAGGAAGAGUCGAGCCCUAAGAUGGAAGCCGUGGAUGCUAAGACCAAUGGCGCAAACGGCCAUGCCAACAGCGCGAAAAAGACAGAAGAGGGUGGCAGCGCCGAUGCGAAACAGGACGGCGAGGAAGAGGAGAUAGGUGACAUCUAUGCCGACGCUGUGCUUGCAUGCAGCAUCGAAAACAAAGAAGCUUGCAUCAUGUGCAGCGGUUAGACGGGAUUAGAGUGAUACGGCGAGGCAUGGGACGCGGAACCUUUGCUGACGACGGGAAUGAGACGACGGGAUGCGGAUUGUUUUUUUCUCUACUUUUUGCGCCAACUCGAUCGCGACGGGACUUGCUACUGAUAUCAUCACUGGGCGUUUGGGAAUUUGGAGACACAGGCUCGUACUUUGACUGAUCAACGUUUAUUGGCUCGCAUAGCUUUGAACUUAUUUUACACAUAGAAGCAUAGCUGACUUUAGAAUGUCGAAGGCUUGCGCUUUUGUGUAGUAGUGUAAUGGUAGCACAGCUGUAUAACACAAGACUUUCAUAUUCGCC